Messenger RNA from Oryza sativa Japonica Group (Japanese rice), 4267 nucleotides. Lineage: Eukaryota; Viridiplantae; Streptophyta; Magnoliopsida; Poales; Poaceae. The record is from RefSeq and is a predicted model, not a curated record.
CAUCCCAUAUUCCGAUAAUUUGGAAUACUUGCUUGCCUUUUGUGCUAUGGCAACUUAUGCAUAUUAUUUUGUUAUUUUUAUGUUCGUGGGGGGUUGUAGCCUCACAGGUUGUAGCCUCCAUACUGAAUCGUGCAAAACUGCUAUCCUACAAAGAAGGACAAACAAACUGGAUAGGCUGUACUCAUUAAUCAAUGUCUAAGCUAGUGCGAUUAACUUGGGCAGCAUAUGGUCCGAAAACAAAGAAGGAAAAGGUGAACAUAUAUCAGGAACAGAUCAAUAGACUUAUCACGAGACUAUAACCACUGGUGCCAAACGAAUUAGCAAACAGAUAAUACCUUAGAAUUUUUGUAUUUGGCAAUAAAAUCUAGUAAGAAUUUGUUGAGCUGCACUACAAACAUGUAUAGAUAAGAAAUAGCAUCCAAGGCGAGGAUGAUAUGUUGUUAAGACAUACUAUCGAGCAAAUCCUGUGGCAGGUUUCUCUUACACCAGGUUUUACCUAUGGUUUGUAAGUUUCUACCUGAUUUUCAUUGUAUAUAUUAUUUUGUGAUUACACGAAUCAAUUGUUUCCUUCUAUAUAUUGCUGAAACCGAGCUGCCCUGUUUAAAUGCAUUAGUUAAUGUUAUACGUUAUCUGUGUUUGAUAAAAAGCUUCUAUGAAACUAUGACCACUGUUUGCUUUUGUUUUGAUCAAGCUUUCAGUGCAAGGACUUUUGGUUGUGCACACGUAUGUGACAUUUAGUGGAUUUUUUAAAAUCAAAUACAUUAUCAGUACUUGGGGCUGGAGCAAUCUGUUCCCUGGGGAUACUUUUAGCAGGAACAUGACUGAAACAUUAUCAGUUUAAAACAAUAUGACUGAUUGUCAUUUCCUUAUUAUUGUAAUUGUAUUUAGCAGGAACAUGAUUCUGAAACUUGUGUCUUGAUGAUCAGAUACAUGCGGUUGUAUGAUGUGUAAAUGCAUUUACUCUGACCAAAGGAAGGAUAUCGUACUAGCUGAUAAGUAUACCUGUGGUAAUUAUAUGCAGAAGCCCGUCACACAACCUGGUAGGUGAGUAAUAUAUAUAAGCACUCUGGGGAACUAUUUAUUUCUUUCUAGAAAUAUUCUGAAUAGUUGUUAUGUUACCUGCAUGCCUAAGUUAAUUUCUUAUUCCCUUUGUGUCCUUUUUGUGUUUGUCUGUUACUUUAUUUUGUACAAUGUUUCGCAGAUCGUCAAUAUUCUCGUGGCUUGCAUCUCAAUUGGAUUUCUCCAACUGAUGCUUCCUCCUAACAUAUCCAUUUUUGGUUGCGCGUACUUGUUUUAUGAUAAAGGAGAAUAAAGGAGUCAUCCUUUUUUUUUUCACUUCGACUUACGAAUAUGGUUUAUUUUCUUGGUUGUCGAUGCACCACUUUAUGAAUCUGACUGUAGUAUUUGCUUUUACUUUUAUUUUUCCUUCGCAAUAGGUGGCUUAUUAUAUUAGUCUACCAUUCCCUACUUUGCCAGUACAUCACUAUUGGGUUGAGUUUGCUGUGGUAUCAUUUGGUUGAUUUGGUUCAGGUAUAAUUUUUUAAGAGAUUUUAGUCUUUUGUCCUAAGUGAAUAUGGGUUGCAGGAUCUAUAUGACAAUAAAGUUCUUGAUUUUAUACAGAAGCUUCACAUUUACACUGCAGUCACUACUUGAAUUAUCAACAUUUCUCACUAUACAUAUAUAAUCAGCUGAACGCCUGAACCUUUUGAGAUAUUUGAGUUAUGACUAGAGGCAAAAAUGGAUAGUUUCUUUGUAAAACGAUAUAUAACAAUCAAUAAUGGUUUUUCAUGGACUUCUGAAGCAACUCGACAUUGAUGUUCCCAUACCAUAUUUUUCUUGAGGCUAUGAUGGUUGAGUGAACCAUAUAGCUCUUCUCUCUCCAUAGUCCAUUGGAGUCUUAGACCUGGGGGGCCAAAGAUUGCUCCAUUUUCUUAAAGUGGGCUUUAUAUUGACCGCAGGGAGAAAUAUCACUUUUUUGGUGUAGGCGUGCAUCUAUCUACUUUGCCUACACAUGUUCUAUUGACUAUUGGACUCAUCUGUCUUUAUGUUGCAUAAUUAAACCAUGAAAUAUCUUUCAUGAGAUUUAACUUUUUGAUCACUUCUCUUUGGACUGAGACUGAACCACCGUUACGAUACUCAAAUGGGAGCUGUACGGAGUGUCACGGAGUCCAAGAAAAGCUACAACUUUCAGUAAGGGGAGUACUCUUUGCUUGUGGCUUGGUGCACUGAAAAGAUUGUGGGGGAAGGAGUAUGGGAAGAAAGAGUUUAUAAAUCCAAAUGGUGGAGGACCUGAAGCGAUACUGCAUCCCAGCGACCCAGCUCAAUUCACGCAUCCAGUUCUGUUAGCCUCGGAACAAUAGUACUCCUACAGAUAGCUGGCUGAUACUGCACAAGCUACAGGCAGCCUCAGCGGAGUAAGUACAAGAAUCCAAUUCGCUGCCAACACACGUCUGCCUGCCGCUGGCAGGAUGCUCCUGCAGCAGGCAUUCACUUUGACUGUAUUAUUCCACUGCCAAUCAAUCCUUACCAGCUUCCCCCAUCUGCUGGUGCCUGCUGCUCAACAACUCAAGCUUCAGCAUCAGCAAAAGAUGGUGGCAAUGUACUCCAGAUUCCAAAGCCUCUUGAAGUGAAACAGCACAGUGAUGAACUUCUAUGAUUGACACUUGGGCACCCUGCUUUGAGCUUUGCCUUUUGCUCUCUCAUCUGCUACUAGUAGCAUGCUGGACCUUAUCCUUAUGCAACACAAGUAAUAUACUAACAGGUAUUGCUUGUUGGAGAAGGCCUAACCAGGACCGAUUUUUAAGCCAAGGUGGAUAGGAUAAUCUUGUGGCAAUUGAAAUCUGCAAAUGUGCAACUAGUCUUCUUCAUGAAGGGAAGUUGUACUUCUGCUAUGCUUACACCGAGGUGUAAUCAAAUAAAGACACUGGGAAGCUGGUGGAAGCAGCAGUGGUGGCCUUCUAGUAUCUUUUAUUUCACCCCUCCUGUCCUAGCCACAUGUCUCUGCAUGCAGCCACUACAUGGUGAACACUAUUCGUUCUACCAUAGGCUGGUGAGUAACUAACACCUCUGAUCAAGAGAGGUGGAGCAGAGAAAGUGGCAGCAGCCCUCACCCCCGACUGAUGUAUUCCCCUCCCUGCAGUGCUGCUGCAAGCAGCCAAGGGCAUUGUUUCGCGGUCGGAGCUAACCAGCUUGCUUCGCUUGACCUUGCCAUGGACUUCGACGAGCCUAUCCUUUUUCCUGUGCAUAAUGCAAGUUUGCAAGAGGGGAUUCAGUUUUACAAUCCUACCGGCGAUACUCAGCUAAGUAGAAACAUGAGCAUUGACAAGUGUUUGAAGGGCAGUAAAAGGAAGGGCUCAGGCGAGGGCAGUUCAUCGCUACAUUCCCAAGAGGAAACCGGUGAAAUGCCUCAGAGAGAACUCAGCAUGGAGCAUGCCGGAGAGAAGGCGGGUGAUGCUGACGCUAGCAGGGAGGAGUACGUGCAUGUCCGGGCAAAACGCGGCCAGGCGACCAACAGCCACAGCCUUGCAGAAAGAUUUCGAAGGGAGAAGAUAAACGAAAGGAUGAAGCUUCUGCAGGACCUCGUCCCAGGAUGCAACAAGAUUACAGGGAAGGCCAUGAUGCUCGACGAGAUCAUAAACUACGUCCAGUCUCUGCAGCGACAGGUGGAGUUCCUCUCGAUGAAGCUCUCGACAAUCAGUCCUGAGUUGAACUCUGACCUCGACCUGCAAGAUAUCCUUUGUUCACAAGAUGCUCGCUCCGCAUUUCUGGGAUGCAGCCCGCAAUUGAGCAAUGCCCAUCCUAACCUUUACAGGGCGGCUCAGCAAUGCCUCUCACCUCCUGGCUUGUACGGGAGUGUGUGUGUCCCAAAUCCCGCAGAUGUUCAUUUGGCAAGGGCCGGUCACUUGGCUUCGUUUCCUCAGCAGAGAGGCCUCAUCUGGAACGAGGAACUUCGCAACAUUGCUCCGGCCGGUUUCGCUUCAGACGCCGCUGGCACCAGUAGCUUAGAGAACUCUGAUUCGAUGAAAGUGGAGUAGCUAGUCAGCAGCUGGUGAUGAACAAUUGACACGCCUGAAAGUCCUGAAAUGAUCGCGCGUUGGACUGCUAAUGGAGGGAUGCACUCUUUCAGGUUUGCAAAGGCUGCACACAGGUUUCCAUUGGGGUGAGCGAAUUUGGUGGUCGUCGAAGUUCUCGAGGAAAACUCUGUAGCCUAAUCAUUGUACAGUUUGACUAAUCGAAAAGAUGAAAGUUUGAGAUUUGGUGUGUUGUA